CUUCUGCAGAGCUUGACAUAUGUUAUUGCCAAUCAAGUCAGCCUUCGAAAAUAAGCAGGAUCCUUUCUUUCUUUCUUGUUGGCUUUUCCCUGCAUGGCAAAACCAAACCGGGGACCUACCCACGCUGCCUUAUCAUGUGAAAUGAUAGGUGUAUGGAGUCAUGGACCUAGACCCAUGGAAGACCCCGGAUCCUAGGUACCUACUUGAAAUUGUCUUCGAUGCUCCCCUGAUAGUAGUAGUAAUGAGGAUUACUUGUUAUGGCACAGUCAAAUAUCACAAUCGCUGCGGAUGACGACUCGCCCACCAAGCCCGCGCGGGAUAACACUCCAGACGUUGGAGGUGUCUACCACACGCGGAGCUUGUCGCGGUCUCGCGGCCCUUCGAGACGUCGCACCGUUUCUCGAGCGUCUCACGAGAAACGGAGCGAGCAUCUUGACGUCGACGAGGAAGACGACUGGCUCCAGGAGGUUGGCCGGAAGAAACAAGUCUUCAAAGGAACUACGUUGAUCUGGCUUGCGUACCAGUCUAUCGGCGUCAUCUACGGUGACAUUGGAACAAGUCCCCUAUAUGUGUACUCGAGUACUUUUACCUCCCAGCCAACCUACAAUGACAUCCUCCAAGUCCUAUCGGUUGUCAUUUGGUCCUUGACCAUCAUGGUUACACUGAAAUAUAUAUUGAUCGUGUUGCGUGCCGACAACCAGGGGGAAGGAGGAACAUUUAGUUGCUACUCAUUGCUCACGCGAUAUGCCAAUAUCACGGACCGUGAUCCGCGAGAGGCGCGCCUCGUCAAGAUUGAGCGGCGCGAGACGAACGACAUGCGCCCCAGUAAUCGAUUCCUGCGCUCGGCCAUCGAGAAAAACAAAUUUCUGCGCAAUCUGCUAAAGACCGUCGGCGUACUCGCCGUUUCGAUGGUCAUUGCCGACGGCGUCCUCACCCCUGCGCAGUCUGUCCUCGGAGCUAUCCAGGGCCUCUCGGUGGUGAGCCCGAACAUCAACAGCUCUACCAUCGUCGGGACUUCGUGCGGCAUCCUGGUUAUCCUGUUCCUCAUCCAGCCCCUCGGCACCACCAAGCUGGCCAGCACGUUCGCCCCCAUCGUCAUUGUGUGGCUCGGGUUCAACGCCGGCUUUGGCAUUUACAACUUGGUCAUGUACGACCACUCCGUGCUGAAGGCCUUCUCGCCCUAUUUUGCGAUACACUUCUUCGCGGAGAAGAAGACGGUUGCUUGGAGAAUGCUUGGCGGCAUCUUGUUAUCGUUUACUGGUGUCGAGGCGCUGUUCGCAGAUCUAGGUGCCUUCAGUAUGAGAGCCAUCCAGAUAAGUUGGCUGUCCUGGUGUUACCCCUGCCUCCUUUUGGCAUACGUCGGACAGGCUGCGUAUAUGAGCAUCCACCCUAGCUCGUACACGAAUCCCUUCUAUAACGCCGUCCCUCCCGGGAUGUUGUACCCCAGCUUAAUCGUAGCGGUGCUGGCAGCUAUUGUUGCUUCCCAAGCUAUGAUUACGGCCGUCUUCCAGCUGAUCAGCCAGUUGAUGAAAUUAUCUUACUGUCCGCAAGUUAAGGUCGUGCAUACAUCUAAGAAAUUUCACGGGCAGUUAUACGUACCCUUUGUCAAUUGGAUUUUGAUGUGUGGAGCUAUUCUUGUUACCUGCGUUUACUCGAAUACGACUCGCCUUGGAAAUGCAUAUGGCGUCUGUGUCAUUUUCGUUACUUUCUUCGACACAUGCAUGGUGACGCUCGCCUGCCUGAUCGUGUGGGGCAUACCCCCUUAUGUGGUUGCCCUGCCGUGGCUCUUCUUCGCUACAAUGGACGGCUUGUACCUCUCCUCGGCCUUGACCAAGGUUCCGGAAGGGGCCUGGUUCACGAUCACCAUCGCGGGGGUCCUCACGUGCAUUUUCCUCCUCUGGCGCUUCGGCAAGGAGAAUCAGUGGCGCGCCGAGGCAGAAGACCGGUUCCGCCCCUCCCAGCUCUUGCAGCGCACGGACUCGAACCCGAACUGCGAUCUUGUCCUCUCACCGCGCUGGGGUGGCGGCCCUGUUAGCCGCAUUAAGGGGCUUGGUAUAUUCUUCGACAAGGCGGGCGUGCUAACGCCGACUGUGUUCACUCAGUUUGUGAGCAAGUUUGGCAUCGUAACCGAUGGUAUGGUGUUCUUCCAUCUGCAUCCUGUAGAAGCACCGACUGUUUCCACUGCUGAUCGUUAUGCUAUCUCGCGUAUCUUGGCUAUUCCGGGAUGCUACCGGCUGGUGAUUCGCCAUGGAUACAUGGACGAAGUGAUUACUCCCGAUCUUGCGGUGCUUAUAUACGAGCAAGUCCGCAAGUAUAUUAUCGGUCAAGCGAGUGGCAACAAUAACACCCCGCCGGCGGCAGCCGCGGAAACUACAGAGAGUGAAACGCUGAAUGGGACUACAUCAUCAUCGUCCGGGAGAGGGUUAAGUCCGAAUGACUCGAACGAAGAGAACAGGGCAGUGCUUGCGCUAGCCGACGAAGAAAUAAAGGGGGAGCUCGGUAGGCUUGACCGGGCUUUCGCCAGCAAGGUCAUGUACGUGGUCGGCAAAGAGCAGCUGCGGAUCAAGGAGCACUCGACUUCAUUUGCCAGGCGCAUACUCCUGACGACAUUCCUCUGGAUCCGAGAUAACACGCGCGCCAAGAUUGCAAAUCUACGGCUUGCCAUGGAUAGAAUUGUCGAGGUUGGUUUUGUGAAGGAGAUUUAGGAAUGCCAUGAGAUAGAUACGAUACUUGGCUGCGAACACAAAUAUAGGCAAUGGGUUAGAAAGGAAUGGAUGUCUUGGUUAGAGGUCGACGUGGAGAUAUAGACCUGAUUCAAAUGUAGAGCUACCCCUUCUCGGAUUCCCUGAGCCUAGGGGAGGCGCCAUACUGUUCGCUACAUAAUCAAAUGAAAAGUCUCACGAUUGAAGUGAGGAUAAAACCCCGUUUCUAUCUCCAAAGAUAUAUAAGAAUAUGUCUCCAUCCG
Messenger RNA from Daldinia caldariorum, 2965 nucleotides. RefSeq names its product potassium transporter. Lineage: Eukaryota; Fungi; Ascomycota; Sordariomycetes; Xylariales; Hypoxylaceae. The transcript is spliced from 7 exons. The record is from RefSeq and is a predicted model, not a curated record. Gene Ontology annotation, molecular function: potassium ion transmembrane transporter activity. Bases 258 to 2705 code for a protein of 815 amino acids. Gene Ontology annotation, cellular component: membrane. Gene Ontology annotation, biological process: potassium ion transmembrane transport.